Monosiga brevicollis MX1 is the source of this 1809-nucleotide messenger RNA. RefSeq lists its product as uncharacterized. Lineage: Eukaryota; Choanoflagellata; Craspedida; Salpingoecidae. Gene Ontology annotation, molecular function: NADPH-hemoprotein reductase activity; FMN binding; flavin adenine dinucleotide binding. The record is from RefSeq and is a predicted model, not a curated record. The transcript is spliced from 12 exons. Gene Ontology annotation, cellular component: cytosol. Bases 1 to 1809 code for a protein of 602 amino acids.
AUGGCUGAGACGGCAGCGGCCGGUGCGCCGCGGCGCCGUGUGGUUGUGCUUUAUGGCUCGCAAACCGGAACCGCGGCCGACGCGGCUGAGGCCGUAGGUCGUCGAUUGGAACGUUACUGGUUCGAGACCCACGUGCAGCCGAUGGACGAGUACGACAUCAAGAACAUGCUGCAGGAGCGGUACAUGGUCUUUGUCUGCUCAACAACCGGGCAGGGUGAGACCCCAGACAACAUGCGCCGCACUUGGCGCUUCCUUUUGCAGAAACGAUUGCCGGCCACGGCACUAGCCCACCUCCAGUUUGCCUGCUUUGGGCUGGGCGAUUCCAGCUACGCAAAGUUCAACUUUGUCGCCAAAAAGUUGCACAAGCGUCUUCAGACGCUGGGUGCCCAGCCAUUUGUGCCGCUUGGCUUGGCCGACGAUCAGCACCCGCUCGCCGUGGAGGGAGCACUUGAGCCCUUUGUUCAAAGCGUCCUUAAUCACCUAUUGCUGGUCAUGCCCCUGGCCCCCGGCCAAGUCCCAGUGCCAUUGUCUCGCCUUCUGCCCCCGCGAUACACAAUUACGGACACCAAGCCGGCUCCUAUCUGGGCACCAUUGACCCCAGACACUGUGCCGACUCGAGAACAGCCGCUGAGCACACAAUUCCUAUGGAACAAGCGUGUCACACCCCAAAGUCAUUUUCAAGACGUGCGACACGUGGCUGUGGAUAUCAGCCAGCAGCCUGGCCUCACGUACCGUCCCGGUGAUGUGGCUUAUAUCAUGCCUCAAAAUCGACGGGCUGUUGUGGAUGAGCUUUUGGCCUGGAUGGGCGUGGACGGUGACGUCGUGCUAGAGCUGCAGCAACGACGGGAAGAUAGUCCAUUGCCCACUCGCCUUCGUGGACGGCCACGGGCCACGUUGCGCGAAAUUCUGACGCACGAUCUGGAUAUCCAAGCAGUACCCUUUCGCUAUUUCUUUGAGCUUCUCAGCUGCUUUGCGCCCGCUGAGCAUGAGGUGGAACGCUUGCGAGAGCUUUUGCUGCCCCAAGGACAAGACGAGCUGCUGGAUUACUGCCACCGUAUGCGUCGUACCAGUUUGGAGGUCCUUCGUGACUUUCCCAGCACGCAAGGUCACUUGCCCCUCGAGUACUUGUUUGACCUCUUCUCGCCGCUACAGCCCCGCGCGUUUAGUAUCGCAUCCAACCCAGUGGUGCAUGCAGGGCGGCUUGAGUUUUGCAUUGCCAUCGUCAAUUAUAAGACACGCAUGACUGUCCCGCGAGUGGGCGUCAUGACGUCAUGGCUUGCCGCGUUGAAUUCAGAGGAGCAGCUUGCCUCUACAACGGUCGCUGUAUGGGUACAAGCAGGCACGUUACGAGUACCGCCUCCAGAACAGCGGCUCAUCUGCAUCGGGCCUGGCACGGGUGUGGCGCCUUUCCGCUCUCUCCUGCUGGAUCCACUGCGUCAGGCUGCGGCCAAGCACAAUGUGUUGAUUUUUGGCAACCGAAACCGGGAAGCUGACUUUUUAUUUGGAGACGAGUGGCUUGCACAAGCUCGUGAACACGGUCUACACCUCUUGCUGGCAUUUUCGCGCGAUGAGGGCAAGAAGCAGUAUGUUCAGCAUGUAAUGGCAGAGCAUGAAGCACUCUUGUGGGAGUCUCUUCAGGCUGGCGCAUCGAUUCUGUUGGCCGGCAAUGCCAACCAGAUGCCCAAGGCAGUCCGCGACGCCUUCCUUGAUACCGUACGCCGCAAAGGAGGCUUGGAUGGAGCUGCUGCGGAAGCUUACGUGGCUCAGCUUGAGAAAACAGGCCGGUAUCAGGUUGAGACCUGGUCGUGA